AUGAGGGCAAGCAAUCGCACAGUCGCACCUGGCCGCACCGAGCAAUUUUGUCAAAUUUUUGUCGCGAUCUCGAAACCUCACGAUUUCGCAGUCUUCCCUUUCUUCCCCUCCGCACCACCACCGUCCGACACCGUCUCCCCGUGGAAGAAAAGACCGAAAUCGCCCAAGAUGGCUCCCGCUAACCUGCCCUCGAUCUUCAAUGCCACUUCCCAGGACAUUGAGAUGCUGCUCGCAGCUCAAGCCCACCUGGGAAGCAAGAACCUCCAGGUUCACAUGGAGCCCUACCUGUGGAAGACCCGUGCCGACGGUGUCAACGUGAUCAACGUUGGCAAGACCUGGGAGAAGAUUGUCCUGGCCGCCCGCAUCAUCGCCGCCGUCGACAACCCUGCCGACAUUUGCGUCAUCUCUGCCCGUCCCUACGGCCAGCGCGCUGUCCUCAAGUUCGCCGCCCACACCGGCGCCGUCGCCAUUGCCGGUCGCUUCACCCCCGGUUCCUUCACCAACUACAUCACCCGCUCGUUCAAGGAGCCCCGCCUGAUUAUCGUCACCGACCCCCGUACCGAUGCCCAGGCCAUCAAGGAGGCUUCCUACGUCAACAUCCCCGUCAUCGCCCUUUGCGACACCGACUCUCCCACCGAGUACGUCGACGUUGCCAUCCCCACCAAUAACAAGGGUCGUCACUCCAUCGGUCUCGUCUGGUGGAUGCUCGCCCGUGAGGUCCUCCGCCUCCGCGGCACCAUCUACAACCGCGAGACCCCCUGGGACACCAUGGUCGACCUGUACUUCUACCGCGACCCCGAGGCCGAGGCCGAGGAGAAGGUCGAGGAGGAGAAGCUCCCUGGCGUCGAGGAGGAGGGUGUUGCCGCCAUCGAGUCCGGCUUCCCCGCCACCGGUGACUGGGACGCCCAGGCUCCCGGCUUCACUGGUGCCCAGACCGGCACCAACUGGGACGGUGCUGGUGACGAGUGGGCCGCCGCUGGCGCCGCUCCCACUGGUGACUGGGCCGCUGCCGGCGAGGCUGCCGCUGCUGCCCCCAAGGAGUCUACGUGGUAGAUUUCCCAAAAUUCAUCAGGUGUCGGCAUGAACGAAGGAUAUCCCCCCCCUCCACACGAACGCUCAAUCACAAGGUCAUCGGUCAUCGAAACACGAUGAAUCUUUUUCCACAAAAACGGCGGAACAGCAUCGCGAAAAGGUCAUGGAAUGGUAGAUUAUGAUCGUCGCUGGUAGCAAAAAUCUUCGGGCAAAAACGGGUUCAACUUGGCGUGCACUUAUGAGGGAAAGAUACUCGAACCAAAAGAAAGUGUGUGAAAUAGUCGGCAGAACCACCACAUUUCGCGGAUUGUUGUGCAUGUCUUUUGGGGAGAGGGAAUGCCCUGUGUGGCCAAGAGGGGUGGACUUGAUCGUUAUCCCGCCUGGGUUCUUGUCCCGUUGACGAAGGCUUUCCAGUCGAAGAAGAAAAAAACUUAUCAAAUGCUUGGGGACUUGGGGCAAGGGUUCCAAGACUUGCUCUGCAAUACCAAAACCCAUCGUUGGUCCUUCAACUUCUCUCCCCUUUUGUCAACUACAGUGAGUCCAAGCACAAGCGAGUCGACAUUUGGAGCCUGCUUCCCAGUCCAACCGUGCCGCC
Messenger RNA from Colletotrichum destructivum, 1627 nucleotides. Its product is annotated as Putative small ribosomal subunit protein uS2. The coding region runs from base 1 to 1053 and encodes 350 amino acids. Gene Ontology annotation, cellular component: cytosolic small ribosomal subunit; 90S preribosome; ribosome. Gene Ontology annotation, molecular function: structural constituent of ribosome. The record is from RefSeq and is a predicted model, not a curated record. Lineage: Eukaryota; Fungi; Ascomycota; Sordariomycetes; Glomerellales; Glomerellaceae. Gene Ontology annotation, biological process: cytoplasmic translation; ribosomal small subunit assembly. The transcript is spliced from 3 exons.